This is a messenger RNA of Populus nigra (black poplar), 1540 nucleotides long. RefSeq names its product transcription factor MYB52. Lineage: Eukaryota; Viridiplantae; Streptophyta; Magnoliopsida; Malpighiales; Salicaceae. Gene Ontology annotation, molecular function: DNA-binding transcription factor activity, RNA polymerase II-specific; RNA polymerase II cis-regulatory region sequence-specific DNA binding. Gene Ontology annotation, biological process: regulation of DNA-templated transcription. The coding region runs from base 162 to 1199 and encodes 345 amino acids. Gene Ontology annotation, cellular component: nucleus. The transcript has 2 exons. The record is from RefSeq and is a predicted model, not a curated record.
GUGACCUCUCAUCUGUAGCCCUAAAACCAAUUCCCUCCUGUUCCAUCUCUCUCUGCUUAUUCAUCUUCUUAUAUUUAUUGAAGAUCUUCCUCGUGUGGGGUGAUUUCUGCCAUAAUUUUGCAGUUGUGUUAGAAUAUUUAUGUGAGUUUAAGCUUCAUGUGAUGGAAGAUUUUAGGGGUAGCUCAAGCAGUGAUAGUGGGAGGACUAGUUGUCAUAGAGGGCACUGGAGGCCGGCUGAAGAUGAGAAACUUCAGCAACUUGUUGAUCAAUAUGGUCCUCAUAAUUGGAAUUUCAUUGCUGAACAUCUUCAAGGAAGAUCAGGGAAAAGUUGUAGAUUGAGAUGGUACAACCAACUUGAUCCAAAUAUCAACAAAAGGCCUUUUACAGAAGAAGAGGAAGAAAGGCUCCUAAGAGCUCAUCACAUUCAAGGAAAUAGAUGGGCUUCAAUAGCUAGGCUCUUCCCUGGUAGAACCGACAACGCCGUGAAGAAUCAUUACCAUGUUGUUAUGGCAAGAAGGAAGCGUGAACGCUGCUUAACUGUCCAUGGUAAGAGAAGUAAUUUCCAAAUCCAAUAUCCUAGUGAUCAUCACCAUAGAAAUAGCAGUACUAAUCCUGGUAGAAAUUUCGGGUUCUUUAGGCCACAAGGAUCACCUGACUUUGGUUCUAAAUUAGGGUUUCAGAAUAAUAUUAUUGAAAGAGCGGGUAAUAAGAUACCCAUGUCCUCAACAAAUUCAUCUCCUUCUUGGACUAACAUUAGUGCUUCAACCAUCACAAAUGACUCAUUAAGUUUUGAUGUCUUUGAUGCAAAAAGAAAGGAUUAUAUUCAUUCAAGCUCUUCUUCAAUAUAUCCUAAAGGGGGGCCACUGGCUUUGAAUGAAUCUCUUCACUGUACUUACCAUCCUAGUUCUACCAUUGAUAGUUGUGAUAAGUACCUAAAUGUUGUUGGACAACAGAUCCCUAACGCUAAGAAAGUUGUCCCUGAUAAUCAUUUUGCAUUCACAAGUUAUGGUGAUGGUUAUGGAAGCAAUAAAGAAAAGAUUAUCGAAAGCCAGCUAGUGAGACUCGAUAGUGAUCAUCAUGACUCAGCUGCAUUGUGGAAAUUGCCAAUGGCUUCUCAGCAAGAGCAAGGAGAUCAUGGAGGUCAAGUUAAGAACCAGGAUGUUGCCUUUAUAGACUUUCUUGGUGUGGGGAUCUCUUAGCUAUGGAAGAUAAAAUUUAAAUUUGAGUUUUGAUUAUCAUGAUGAGCAUAAUCAUGGGUAUCAUCUUCUCAUUUUCCAAGUUAAACAAUAUUGGUCAGAGUGCUUGAUGAGUUCAGAAUAAGCAACAGGAGGUGGCAGCUACGUUUUGUUUUCAUCCCUCAUUCAGGACUUUCAAUGUGUCAGCUGUAAUUCUCAAUUAGGUAGAAUCUGCAAAAGAUAUUUCCUAUGUAAGGGCUUUGUUUUCUUACUGUCAUCCAUAGAUAAUAUUGUAGUAGUGGUGGUAGAAGAAGAAGAGAGAAGAGAGUAAUUUAUUUAUGGAAACCUGAAUCUUGCUUUAUGGA